UUUCCUAGGUGUCAAUUAAACGCAGACUAGAAAAGUAAAACUACAAAUCGAUCGCAACUCUUCUUUUAAAUUUCUUCAGAAAUCUGUGUGUGCAGAGAAACUGAGAAUCGAGGCAUUGAAAACAGAAGAAAAACGCUUCAACAUGGUUUGCUUGGCAUGUUUGUUACCGCUCUUCCUUGUUCCCAUCGUGAACGUCUUGCCCCUUUUAUUCGAUUUUUUUAUGGGCAAAUUGUAUAAGCUUUUUGGUUGGGAGUACAGGAAGCCGGAAAGGGCUCCACCUGCUUGUCCAUUCAAACCUGCUGCGGCCAAGGCCACCAAAGUGGGAGAAGAACUCGGAACACCUCCUCUUAACCAGACAGUGGGAACAGAGUCAACAGAUGAUAAGAAGCAUGAUUGAGAAUGCAACUCCAAUCAUCACAAUGAUACAUAGUUUAUGCCUUUCAAUGCUUCCAUGACUGUUCACCUUAGAGUGUAACAGUUCAGAUACAAGAGAGCUUUGAGACUACUAUAUGAUAAGAUUUAAUUUUAUGUUUCUGGUGAUUUUGGUCA
Messenger RNA from Macadamia integrifolia, 549 nucleotides. RefSeq lists its product as uncharacterized. The record is from RefSeq and is a predicted model, not a curated record. NCBI's taxonomy places the organism in Eukaryota, Viridiplantae, Streptophyta, Magnoliopsida, Proteales, Proteaceae. The transcript has 4 exons. Bases 143 to 397 code for a protein of 84 amino acids.